AGAAUCAGAGAGCGGUAUCAAAAAAACCGAUCCGCCCAAAACCGCCUUUAUAAGAAGCUCUGCCGAAACUAGAACGCCCUCCGUUCAGCCGAAAAAUCUCCGGCCAUUUUAUUUCUCUCUUGAUAUCAGUUCAUCUUUUCUCACGUUAAAAGUUCUCAAUACAGCUAUCAACUUGUAUCACUAUAAUGGAGUCUAAAGUCGUGGCUCUCAAUCGUGAAAGCCGCCGAUGGAAAAAGAGCUCGUUUAAUGAGCUCUUGAAAGUUUUUCAACUUCGCCUGUUGGCAUUCCGCCAUGGAAAUAUUCGAGAGCAUGAGUUUUUCAGUAAAAAGUUUGAUAAGGAACUUCUUCCAAUUGGUCGUCACGGAUUGACAGCCGGCUGGCUCAUUGAGUCUCUCGGACAACUUCUGAACAGUGACAAUAUCCGAAACAUCAAGUGUAGUCAGCUUGGAACAGACGGUUUUGUAUCACAAAUCAUGCGCGUCGUGAUUGAGUUCACCAAUAACCAAACAAAAAAAUACAUUGUGAAAAUGCCAGAAACCACCAACAUUAAGGCUGCUCUUGAGAAAACAACCCAGCAAAAAAUGCCAGAAGGUGCUGAUGAACAGUUCAUCGGAGGUCUGACUAUGUUCUUCAAUCGAGAGGUUGAGUAUUACGCUAUGGAGAAAAUUCCAGGCCUAAGAACUCCAAAAUGUUAUCACGCUCAACAAUGGGACAAUGGAAAAACCACCGGCGCCAUUGUAAUGCAAGAUCUGGAAGGGAUGGUCAGUGUUCCAUACUAUGAAUCUUUGAAUUUACAACAAAUCGCUUCAAUUGGAUCACAAAUGCUCAACCUUCAUUUAUUUUCCAUCGGCAUGUCUGAUGAGUGGAGACAAAAAUUCCCUUUCCCAAUGGAGCUUAUUGACACUGUGUCCAAUAUGACUGAUAUAGUGAAGCUGUACGUUUCACGAAACCCUGAGCUUGAGGAAGGAUUCUCAAAAGUUGAGAAAAUGUAUCAAGACAGAGAGCUGUUCACCAAAGUUCUCCGGGAUUCACACAAAUCAUUGGGAAUCGAUGAUUUCCUUUGCCACGGAGAUUUGUGGUUUUACAAUUUGAUGUGGAUUCCAAGAAAGUCGGGAAGUGAGGUGGCGUCCAAUCACCUUGGAUCAAUAAUUGAUUGGCAAAACGUCCACACUGGAAAUAUUUGUGAAGAUUUUUGCCAUAUGCUCACAUUCUGCUGUGAUACCGAGAUUCGUAGACAAGCUGAGAACACAUUUCUACCCUACUACUACAAUCAACUGAAAGCAAAAGCAGUUGAAGCCGGAAAGAAGCUCAAUCUAACUCUGAACCAAUUCCUCCGAGCAUACAGAAGAAACUUCAUUGCACAUGCUCUUCAUCUCCCAUUUAUUGUUUCAAUUAUGUUAUGUGUCAAGCCAGCAGAUGAUGAAAUUGUUCAAAAAAUCCGGAAUCAGAUGCUUAUUCAAAAAGUUCUUGGAGCUUGGGAAGAUGCGAUUCAAGCGAUGCACGAGGAAUAUCCAGAAUAUCCAUGCUGAACAAUAAUAAUGAUAAUCUGUUAUUUUUUUUUUGAUGUACUUAUAUUUGUGUUGUUGCGCAUUUUAGUCAUAGUUACACCCCACAUUUUGAUAAUCAUUUCAUGCCGCUAGAGAGAAAAGCUCACAUGAGGUUCCGUAGCAUUCCGGUAUUUUUCGAUCCCAAACGAUCUCGGUGAACUAUUUAUUUUUGAAUCCUGUGUAUUUUAACCAGAGCCGGAGAGUAUCAAUUUUUCAUGUUUCAAACCUUUAUUUUCGAAGGAAAUAAAACUUU
Molecule: messenger RNA, 1800 nt
Organism: Caenorhabditis elegans
Lineage: Eukaryota; Metazoa; Nematoda; Chromadorea; Rhabditida; Rhabditidae
Gene: C04F6.7
Product: CHK kinase-like domain-containing protein
Exons: 7
Coding region: 186-1529 (447 amino acids)
Source: RefSeq, marked reviewed